UAGAUUUUAUAGUGGAUUUGAUAGUAGAAUUAUUGAUAGAUUUGUUAGUAGAUUCGCUAGUAGAUUUGAUGAUGAAUUUGAUAGUGAAUUUGAUAGUAAAUUUGAUAGUAGAUUUGUAGUAGAUUUGAUAGUGGUUUCAUUA
Dentiscutata heterogama is the source of this 142-nucleotide messenger RNA. NCBI's taxonomy places the organism in Eukaryota, Fungi, Glomeromycota, Glomeromycetes, Diversisporales, Gigasporaceae. The record is from the annotation of a GenBank genome assembly.